Messenger RNA from Microbotryum saponariae, 4569 nucleotides. NCBI's taxonomy places the organism in Eukaryota, Fungi, Basidiomycota, Microbotryomycetes, Microbotryales, Microbotryaceae. The record is from the annotation of a GenBank genome assembly.
AUGACGCAGCUGACCUUGCUCGAGGACCAGACGGUCGAGCAACUGAAGCAGAUGGGCUUCCCCGCCGCUGAUGCGGUCCGAGCUGUGCGGGUCAGUUGCCACGUUGCAUCGCCGUCGACGAGAUCGCAGUGAGCCAGUGAGCUGAUCAGCGGCCCGAGCCUGUCUCUGAACUUGCUCUACAGCGCAAGGGCACCAAGUUCGAGCAUGCUUUGGAUGCCCUUCUGAGUGGCGAAAACCUUGAAGAUGAUGCCGACAUCAUCGUUGAUACAUCAUCAUCACCCGCACCCGCACCCGCACCCGCACCCGCACCCGCACCAGCACCAGCACUGGCCGCAUCUGUUGCGACGACCACGACGACGACGGCCAAGCCGACCAGCGAUGAUCACCCUUACGCCGAUGCCGACGAGGACAGAUUGCCUCCUCCUUAUGGACCCAGCUCGGCAUCCUUUGGCCCUCGAGAUUACCAUGAAGCAAGACCCGCCUCGACCGCACUCGUCCCCCUCAAGUCUCGUAAGCGGUUCGGGCACGUGCCUCUCCUCCCCUCCCCCGCACUGACUCCGUCCUCCCCCUUGCAUAGCCCGAUCGAAGUGGUCCCCCGACAUUGACCUAACCCUCGACGAAGAGAACGACCCCAUCCAACCCCACGGCGAUUUCGACCCGCACCAACUCGCCGACGCGCUCGAACAAUCGACCAGAGGAGGACCGAGAUUCAGCCUCGGGCCCGCUUCGUCCUCUACUGCGACGCUCGGUCCGUCUUCGAACGAUGAGGACUCCGAUUAUCAGAGAGCGAUUGCGAUGAGCAUGCAGGAGGCUGGGAUGGCGAGUUCCAACCCGAAUAUGGUCACUUCCGUUGCGAUGGGCGCCGAUACCAACAUGAUCGGGCCCGAGGAACUGCGCAAGUCGGGUGCGGAGCCGACGCAGAACCUCGCGCUCGAAGCAGGCGACGAUGAUAUCGAAAAGGCCAUCUCGUUGAGCUUGGGCGAUCUGAGCGAUCAGAUGGGACCGGGCGGAGGACCCAUUGCGGCCAUCAAGCCAGAGCAUAGGAUCCGACAACCCGAUCAAGGGUCAGUCUCGGGAGGAGCUCGCUCAUUCGGAGCUCCCAGUCUGACCUCCGUCCGCCGUGGCUCCACAGACCCGUGAUCGUACGAUCGACCUCGGUGCUCCUCGGCCUCGUGUCGUCCUUCAUCCAAUGCCUCUACGCCGUUCCGACUUGGCGCAAAGCCGUGCUCGAGUUCAGGCCGAACCAACUCGACCUCGGAUGUUCCAAACCCUUGCAGGGCAUAUGGGAUGGCACCGAACCACCGGCUUUGGAGGGCGCGGCAAGGGAUGAGAAGGACCCGGUAUGGGGUCAGUUGGUGUUCAAUAAUUGGCGAGACUGUUGGCCUGGCUGAUCACAGGCUUACUCUCCCCACAGCUCUCAUCGCGAUCCAGCGCCUCUUUGCCCUGAUGCAAGAAACGAAGCGUUCCUUCCUCCACAUCACCGAAGCGACCCAAGUCCUCGACCCCAACGGCCUCCUCCUUCUACCCACCCGCAUCGAUGCAGUUGAAGACGUAUCGACCAUGAUCGAAGGGUUGAUCGACACCUUCCGAUUGUAUUCGACCCUCGACGCCAAGGCAUUACCAUUGGAUGAACAGCCAUUGGCUGUUCAAAAGGUAGUGCAGAGGUUCUCGUUGUCGGGCAAGACGUUCAAUAACAAUCCGGUGUCGCUUGCUGAGCCGCUGGACGAGAACAUGGCAUACCCGAUUGGGGAUAGUAUUGCCGUACGUGUACGAAAAUUAGCUUGCGUCGACGAAACCUACACUCACAACGACCAUCUCCCAAAAUCACAGAUUCUUCGGCUACGAGUCCCCACCUUCUUCGUCGGUGCCUCCACGCCUACGUUGUACCAGUUCAUCGACGUGAACCUCAACGAACUGCCCUUACCCUCGACAGGGAAACCCGCCUCGUUCAGCCUGAUCACGCAUUUCUCUCAAUCGCUUAUCGUACGACUGGAUCGUUAUGACGAAGGCAUCAUGUCCUUGGAUGACUUUGGCUCGUCCUCGAUUCAAGAGGCACUUUCCAAACACGGCGAGGCGAACGUGGGUCUAGGCGCCCCGAGGAAACGAAGUCGACGAGGCGUCAAGUUCGAAGAAACGCUUUGGUUGGAUCGUUACGAUGCUUCGAGGAGGCUUGAGAUUGCGGAAAAGAGAGCUAUGGUGUGCGAUUUGAGGAGGCAGGUGGACGAUUUGGAGAGGAUGAGGAACAGGUUGAGUAGCACUUUGGAGGGGAAGGAGGCGUUGGGGUUGAUCAGGGACACGAAGGAGUAUUUGGACAAGAACGAGGGAGAGGAGGAUGCGGGCGAUGUAGGAAAAGAGAGGAGGAGGAGAUUGAAGAUAGUCUAUGAGAAGAUUGAGCAAGAGCUACAGAAGAAGAUACGAGGGUGCGAUGAGGUCAUUGAGGAGUUGAGGGAGACGAUCGACGCAACGUUCGAUGGGGACGAGUGGAAGAGAAGGGGACCUUAUGAGUUGAAGGCCGUGUUGAUGAGGAAUGGUUUGAAUGGGAGGGGUAGUUCGUGGGCUGUGGUCAAGGAGAAGGGCAAGUGGUGGAGAAUCAAGGAUCUGCAGAAGGAAGAGGUAACUGGAAGGCUAAUGUCCCUGCUUUGAGCCAGAUCAUGGCUGAUUGCGGUAGUUCCCACCCACAGGUCUCGUUCGAGCAAGUCGUCUCUGAUCCGUCAGGUCUGAUGAUGAGCUCUGGCGCGACGUUCCUCUUUUACGAUAACCCCAAAUUUACACACGGCAACGACAGCUCCGGAGCCGACACCUCCAUCACGAUCCCUUCCUUCCUUCGUUUCCUCGUACUCCGAGACAACCACAGUUUCGCUUCCGAAUUACCGACCGAAAUUGUCGAUACGUGGACGCCGCCUCUCGAACCCUUGCCACCGACACCUCCCAUGGCGGAAGAAGAACCCUGGGUCGACCGACUCUCAGGCCCCGCGACGCCUCAGACGGAGCUUGCGACUCCUUCACCACCCCUCAGCGUGAGAGGCCCUCCCACCACGGCCGAAGACGUGAUCGAGAUCUUGCCCCCUACUGGGGCGGGUUUGACACCUUCUUCGCCUGCUGCUGUCGACCUUGCCAUUGAUGAUGAGGCACCUCCUUACGAGGACUCAACGAUGACGGACGACUUUAAGAACAUCGUCGAUUCGCCCAAAGCUACGGUGGCACGGGAGGCAUCGAUGUCUGCGGGUGCAUCGGUCAUGGCUGUUGAGGAGCAAGCCGAUGCACUGCGAUUACGGGGAGGUGCUGCGGAUGAUGUCGAGAUGGAGAGUGGAGAAGAGCAGGAAUAUUCCGAUGAUGAAGACUUUGACGACCACGACGAGGAAGUCGAAUUGGGUCUACUGCAACCCAUGUCGGCGCGGGAUAAGGAAUGGAACAUUGAUUUCGCGAUUGGGAAGGUCAGUGGGAAACCGGUGUGGUUGGAUCCUCGGUCCCCACUCGAAACGAGUCAGGUCGCAUGCCCCAGGUGUGGGAAGACGAUGGCGAUGUUGUUGCAGGUCAGUACCACUUCGCUGUUGGUCAGCCUUGGACGUGUGACUGAUCUCUCCAACCUUGGUGAUGAAGGUCAAUUCCCCCGACGACACCCGACCACAUGCCGCAGCCCGAUCACUCUUUGUCUUCGCGUGUCCAAGGAAGGAAUGCUCGAGCAAGGAUGCGGGCAAGGCGAUGAAGGUAUGGAGGGUGCAGAUGCCUAGUCCGAAUGUGUUUUAUCCGCAUACUGAGGAGACGCAGAAGAGAAGGAGGGAAUUGGGUGAGUGAGAUUCGACUUGGGGAAAGGCCUGAGAUAUGUGUGAUGUGGCUGACUUGUGGGAAUCAUGCGAUGGUUCCUGCAGAAGCUGCAUUGGACCCUACUACGGCUUUGGCGGGAUCGGUAGAUGCUGCGCCUUCCAUGUGGCCAGAGUGGGAUGUCAUAUGCGAGUCCGAACCUUAUGAGGAGUCCUACCUAGGUGAGUUGAGGGGACGUCCUUACGUUGCGAAUAUUUGUGCUUGCUCACCAUCGAUCUUUGAGAUGGAACAGAGUCGGAUCGAAAAGCCACCGAAGGCGCCGCCGAAGACGCCGACUUGCCCGACACCCAAUCCGGCGUCGACAAGGCGUUCCUCACAUUCCAAGAACGUGUCGAACGAGUGCCCAAGCAAGUACUGCGCUUCUAUCGAUUGCCGGGUGUGGAGGAUCCUCAGCCCUUAUGGGCGAACCAGGAGAAGGUCACGUCGGAUCAGGUACAGCCUUGUUCGUUGUGUGGGGCCAAACGACAGGUCGAAUUUCAGGUGAGUUGCGGACGUGAGCAACUAUCAGGAAAUGUCGUGCUGACAAGAGCUUGGGGUCUGAACUUAUACUCCCAGAUCCUCUCGACGCUACUCUCCUUCCUCAAAGACGACAACUUCUCCUUCGACUCCCUCCUCGUCUUCACCUGCGUCGAGAAUUGCGCUAUCCCCGACGCCGGACCGAACAAGAGCGGCUGGGCGGAAGAGGUGCUCAUCUCUCAGGACUUUGAUCAACACGGCGUUCGAUUCGGUCGUGCCGCUCCAGAGUAA